Alosa alosa (allis shad) is the source of this 3555-nucleotide messenger RNA. It is a transcript of the gene pou6f1, whose product is annotated as POU class 6 homeobox 1. Gene Ontology annotation, molecular function: DNA-binding transcription factor activity, RNA polymerase II-specific; RNA polymerase II cis-regulatory region sequence-specific DNA binding. NCBI's taxonomy places the organism in Eukaryota, Metazoa, Chordata, Actinopteri, Clupeiformes, Clupeidae. The record is from RefSeq and is a predicted model, not a curated record. Gene Ontology annotation, biological process: regulation of transcription by RNA polymerase II.
CCAGUAACAUUUUUUCAAUGCAAGCCUUGGCCUGCAUAAAUUAUGUUCAUGACGUAGUGCAAAAUGCCAAAAUUGUAUUAAUUUUGCGGGACUUUUUUGCAGAUAUCGACUCUAUGCUUUGCCUUCAGGUGUUUAGACUUCACCUGAACAAUAUUGACGAAGAUCGUGAUUAAAUAUUAAGGAAAGGAGGUUCUUCGCGCUGCGACCCUUCUUAUCAAUGCAAAUACCUCUUUUGUGUGCAGCCAUAGCGCCUGUCUGGAAGCUGUGAGAUGAAUUUUUAAUUAUGUGUGUCUACAUCAAACUGUGCCAAAGCUGUCCGAAAGAGGAGAAUCUACGAUAUUAACCGACAUUCUAAAGUUCCUCACAGGUGCUGAGAGCUUGGUCGUUGUCCAGAAUGCUGAGCCAGUGAGAAUCCACGGGGUGACCCAGUUCUGAAGCAUGGACUCAGAGGAGCUCUCGGCGAACAACGCACCCCUCACCGUUAACGAACAGCCAUUAGGUUCCUGCACUGUGAAAUUCUCUGCUCAUGAUGACCAGGUCAUUGUGAUGUCUGGCCAUGAGACGAUCCGCGUCCUCGAGGUGGAGGUCGACUCUUCCCUGACGUCCUCGGGCUCGGAAGGGAAGGCGGCGACCGAUGGCGAGGAGGUGGGGAAACUGACCUCGGAGGGAGGGGCUCCGAGCGCUCCUACCGGAGCCAAUAGAAUAAAGACAGGAGGUGAGCUGGAGGUGUCUGCUGAUGCUUCAGCCCCUGCUCCUCAGACUCUGAUUAGCUCUGAAGCGGUCAGUGUGUCCGUUCAUCAGCCACAGACCACUGUGCCCAUCACCGUCCAGGCCUGUCCACAGGUGCUGACCCAGGACGGCUUGGCCACCCUGAUGACAGGCAUGAUGGCGCAGCCGGGCUCCCUGGGCCAACCUCUGCUCAUCCCCAUCAGCAUGGCCGGCUCAGUGACGGGACAGGGCGGCCUGGCCGUGCUCACCUUCCCCACGGCCACCGUGGCCACCCUGCCCGGCCUCGCCGCCAGCUCGGCCGGGGGCCUCCUGAAACUGCCAUUCACUGGCCUGCAGGCCGCCACUAUGCUGAACUCAGUCCAGCCACAGCUGCAGAUGCCCACGCAGACGCUCUUCGCUCCCCAGGCCUUGCAGUCGGUGCAGGCUGCCAUGCAGACGUCCACACAGAGCACGCUGCCCACCACGGCGCAGGUUGCCACAGCAACGACAACGGUGGCCACUCCCAGAACCUCGGAGCCCAGCGCAUCCGUGGCGACACUCCAGACAGCUGGGUUCUCCAUAAAUCCCGCCAUCAUCAGUGCAGCAUCCUUGGGUGCCCAGCCACAAUUUAUCAGCUCCCUGACCACAACUCCUAUUUUCACCAGUGCCAUGUCCAAUAUGGCUGGCCUCACCAGCCAGAUCAUCACCAACGCCCAGGGACAGGUGAUUGGCACCUUACCUUUCCUGGUGAAUCCUGCCUCCCUAGCGGGCGGUGCUGCCACACAAACCUUGCCCACUCAGGGCCUGCAGGUCCAGACGGUGUCCCCCCAGCUGGUGCUCAAUGCACAGGGCCAGAUCAUCGCCACCAUCGGGAACGGCCCCGCCCAGGUGCCCACCACUGCCGCUGUCUUGUCCAAGCCCUCGGCCGCACUGACUUUCACCAAGCCAGCCUCACAGGGUCCUGUGGUGACCAUGGCACAGUCCCCCGUUGCUAUUGCCCCCCUGGUCAUCGAUCCCCAGCCCUCCGUGGUGAAGCCAGUGCCCCCCUCUCUGGCAUCUGCAGUGCCCUUGGCCAGCGGAGAGGCGCCCACAGUGGGACAGCUCGUCAGCAAGCCGCCUCAGGGGGGCACAGACGAGGAGUGCAUAAACCUGGAGGAGAUCCGUGAGUUCGCCAAGAACUUCAAGAUCCGCCGGCUCUCGCUAGGUCUCACGCAAACGCAGGUGGGCCAAGCGCUGACCGCCACUGAGGGCCCCGCCUACAGUCAGUCCGCCAUCUGCAGGUUCGAGAAGCUGGACAUCACCCCCAAGAGUGCCCAGAAGUUGAAACCAGUCUUGGAGCGCUGGCUAGCCGAGGCCGAACUCUGGAACCAGAAGGGUCAGCAGAACCUGAUGGAGUUUGUGGGCGGGGAGCCGUCCAAGAAGCGCAAGCGCCGGACCAGCUUCACGCCGCAGGCCAUCGAGGUGCUCAACUCCUACUUCGAGAAGAACGCCCUGCCCACCGGCCAGGAGAUAACGCAGAUCGCCAAGGAGCUCAAACUAGACCGUGAGGUGGUGCGCGUGUGGUUCUGCAACCGCCGGCAGACACUGAAGAACACCAGCAAGAUUAAUGUCUUUCAGGUGCAACAGCAGCAACAACAGCAGCAACAGCAGCAGCAUCAGCAGAAGCACUGAGAACACGGAACCGUUCAUGGCUGGCUGUUCAGCAGUGCAAUAGGACGGACAUAAGGGAGGUUGGCGUUCCAGGACUAGGGGUUGUGGAGUUUUUUUGGGGUGAGAGGAACUAGAGGAGAGCAACAUGAAGGAAUAAGGAAACAUUUUUAAUACUGCAACGUGAAGGCACUUUUUUGGGAGAAAGAUGAAGGCAGUCAAAGAGACGCACAGAGAAACAAAGGCAGUGGAACACAAGGAUGAAGCUUGUGUGACAUGAUGCUAAAUGUGAACAAUUCAGUGCUUACCUGUUUCUUCACCUUUUUAUACUGAGGAACGGUAGCAAGUCUGCACCACCACAUUCUUUUUGGGGUUUUUAAAAUGUAUUGAAAUAUACCCUCAUGUGUCAUUAAGAGACAUACAGUUGAUUUCAUAUUGGAAGCUCAAUUUCAUAAACUUUACAUUGUGAGUAACACUUUAUUAGGCCUCAGUUAGAGGUCCGUCAUCAUCCACUGAGGAGACCUUGGGCCCCACCCCCUCCCCUCCAUCUUGUUGUUACAAUUUGCCCUAGUUAAGAGGGUCACAGUCAUAUUCCUGUGUAAACUAUGGUCCUGGGAGACUCCAGGUCUGUGCGCGACUUUGGAGCAGUUAAUUUUUCUUUUCUGUCAGACGCACAGAGGUACGUAUCAUCAGCUUUCUCCUCAACUUUUUAUGAGUUAGUGUGUGUGGAGAUGGUCAGUGUGUGUGAGUGUGUUUUGUCACAUUUGACAAUCAUAUAUCGUUUUUCAAGUCAGAGAAAUGCAUGCCCGUUGUUUCCCAUUGUGAAACUUUCUGUUUGCCAAGAAAUUCUGAAUGUGUGUUUUACCACAAACCCAGUAAUACAUGCCUGUUGCUCUAUAUAGAGACCCACAGUCAUGACCAUAACAUUAUUGUAAACUGUUACUGUUAGUGGAUAUAUUUAGUGUGCUUUUUAUUCUGCCUAAGUUAGGCAGGAAUAAGAGAUUUUUCUGGAAUACAUAAGCUCCUAAUCACAAACCAAUGUUCUCUAAUGCAGCAUUGAAUUCUAAAAUGAUAUUAUAUUGUGAAAAGAAUGACUGAUAUGAAUUAUGUCCUCAUUAAUAUUUUGCUUUCAUUAAUAAUAACAUUUCAAUAUAAUUGAAUAUAUUUCUAUUGUUAUUACCAUUAAAUAAUAACUUUUAA